Molecule: messenger RNA, 1798 nt
Organism: Acanthochromis polyacanthus (spiny chromis)
Lineage: Eukaryota; Metazoa; Chordata; Actinopteri; Pomacentridae
Gene: tspan37
Product: tetraspanin 37
Exons: 7
Coding region: 219-1001 (260 amino acids)
Cellular component (GO): membrane
Source: RefSeq, a predicted model, not a curated record
UUCUCACAUUAAACCAAAGGUGUUCCUCUUUCAUUGGGGAAGUUCAUCUGUCCACAUCACGGAAGAGAAGUUGCUCAAAGCUGUGAAGACCAACGUGGCUAAAGCCUUUCCUUGUUCCACCAAAGAGAUGAUGCUUUCUUUACAGACCGUCACAGACUUCAUAGCUCAAUUAUAAUUGUGCCAAUUUUAAGUAUUUUCAGGGUGGAUAUAGCCUGAAUAUGAGUGAUCAGAGGAGAAACACUUUAAAAACAACACUGCAGCUGAUGUGUCAACUUCUGUGGGUGUUGGGGUUGAUGGUGGGUCUGAGUGGAGUCUACCUGCUGAUGAAGUACAGUAAAAGCAGCCUGUUCUUCUCUCAGGUUUACAUCACCCUGCCAGCUAUCCUCACUCUGACCAGCGCUGCCUUCCUUUUGGCCACCGGGUGUCUCGGCUCCUGGCCAAGCCUCAGGGGUUCCUCCUGCCUGCAGGGACUGUUUGUUUAUCUGCUAGUUGUGAUCUUUUGCCUGGAAAGUACAGCUGCAGCGUUGGCUUAUUUCCACUCAGUUAAGCUGGAGACAGAGAUAGCUAAUCUCAGUGUUGUGUUUGAGACGUACACGGGCAGCAGUGACGACCCCAACUCUUGGACCAUGGAUGCCACGCAAGAAGAGUUCCAGUGUUGCGGUGUCCAUGACUACAGGGAUUGGCUGGAAACUUCCUGGUUUAAUCGAACUGGAGGACUCUGGGUUCCUCACAGCUGCUGCAACGUUACUUUCCCCUCUUGUAAUGGCUCUGUGGGAGAGUCAUGGCAGCUUUAUGCAGAGGGCUGCCAGGUGAAGGUGGAGAUGGCCUUUCAGUUUAUACUGAGUUUUAUCAUCUGGGUGUCACCACUGGUUUUUCUGGUGGAGGUUGUUUCGUUUCUGAUGGUGGCCCAGCUGAUGAGGGAACAACCUUUUACGGGAUAUCAGAUACUGGAAAAACCUAAACACCUUGUGACAGAUGGGAAAGCACUGUACUGUACAUAGUGUGUCACUGUAUAUUGUGGAAACCUCACCACUGUUUAACAAUAAAAGUUUACUUCAGUACACUACAAAACAUGUAACACAUGAGUAUGUUUUUGUUCUAAAUAUACUCUUUUUUAUCUUUUUAUCUUUCUUCAACUUCUCAGAAUGUUCUUAAAGGUAGGAAGAUCUUCAAAAACAUUCUAGAAAUGUUUGGUAACAACUUUUAAAGACCAUUAUGGCCUGACAUUAUUAAAAUAUUUUCCAAAUGUAACAUUGAGAAUGUCCUUCCUCUGUUAUAAUGUGACGCUGUGUGCAAUGUCCGUGUUCUGCAGUGUGCUACCUCAAUAACAUGCGCAGAAUAUUGCAGCAAAAUGUUUUAUCUUUGUUAAUGUAUCACAUUACAGGAAUGUUGUAUAAGACAUUCUGUCAUCGGAAUUUUGGAAGCAUUUUCUUCAAUUUUGUUUUGUAUCCUUUGUUGUCAUGCAAAACAGUCUAUAGCCCUGAUAUUCUCAAAAUGCCACCGAAAUUUGGCACUAAAAUGUUGAAUCUCAGCUAAUUUUAAAUCUUAUAAUACCAUCAACUGAAAAGCAAAAUAUCCUUAGAAUGUUUGUUAAACAUUAGAAUAUAAUAUUUUUUAAAAGUUCAUUUUAGAGCUAGUAUCGUAAAGUAUUGUAUGAACUGGGUUUGCACUGUUGAAAAUGAAGGAUACAGAUCAGUAUACUGUAGAUGUCAUUAAAACAAACAAUGGAAUAGUUUAUGUUUUUAUAAUUUAUAUGGGCUAAUAGAUGUAGCAUUUUAACUCUACACUUUCUGAAGAA